Molecule: messenger RNA, 4351 nt
Organism: Nilaparvata lugens (brown planthopper)
Lineage: Eukaryota; Metazoa; Arthropoda; Insecta; Hemiptera; Delphacidae
Exons: 11
Coding region: 335-2851 (838 amino acids)
Molecular function (GO): protein binding
Source: RefSeq, a predicted model, not a curated record
CUUGACUCUCGCGCUCGCGCCCAGUUCUAGUGAAACUGUUCAGCAGUAAGCUUGUCUGCGCUCCUUGUCGUAGUGUGAUAACUUGGUGCGUGGUUUUUGUUGUUGAUUCUUCUUGUGUGUGAAUUGACUGUGGACUCUUCGGUUACUAGUGCGCCUGUUCAAUUUCGGACUGCGAAGAAACCCCCUCGUAUUAUAAGGAGGAGCAUCUAACAAGGACAUUGUGACAAAUCGACGUAGGCCUACAUCAACGCACAGAGUAUGCAACUGUGAAAGCUAAUUCAAUACAACAGGUACCAACUUAUGCUUGGAAGGUCUGAGUAGAAACCUAAGCAGUAUGCGAUUAUUUCGCAACCGGCGUCUUGACGGAGGAGACGUUGAGACGUCGCGCCCUCCCGUACCACCGGUACCCCCCGCCUCACCGGAGCCCAACCGUUAUCAGACAGUAACAGCUGUUCCCGCUGUUAUUCUCGAAGAUGAGUCGUCGCCCAAAGAGAUGAAACGACGCUUAUCGACUUGGGGCAAGAAGAUGGGCCGCAAACUAGAGAUGCUACGUCGCAGCGACUCGAAAGAAUCGCUGAACAGCGUGUCAAGUGUGACGUCACGCGACAGCAUCCGCAAAAAGUCGAUCUGGCGUCUGGGACGCAGCGCCAGUGAAUCGACGCCUGAGAAAGGUUCACCAGCACCAUCCCCGUCACCGUCGCAUCGCUCGUCGAUUCGCGGCUUCUUCGUCCGCAUGGGAUCCACGGGAAUGCUGGCCACACGACAGAAGGACGCCGAAAAAACACAACCGACCAAUCAGGACGGGACUCCGGUUCUGUUCCGCAGCGUGUCCACGUCGCAACUGGCGACUUCGUACGUGAGAGGCGAUGACCCGGCAGACUGCCUGGACCGAGUGACCAGUCCCAAGCUGCAGUCGCCAGCUGCCUCCGAUCCUGCCUACAUUCCCGUCAAGACGAUGAGCUGCGACAAUAUUUCGAGGCUUUCGUCGCUGCCUCCAACCGGCACGAGACGGGCCAACUUCCCCUAUGCUUUUCUUAGGUCCAAACUGUCAGUGCUGCCCGAAGAGAACGGCGGCAGUGUGCUGAACGCUCGCAGUCGGAUGCACCGCGACAGUUUCUCAGAGUUCACUUACGACACGACAAGCACCGACCCGCGCAGCCAGCAGCGAGCCAACUCCGAGGAGUGCUUCCCCUGCAAACUGCAAGACCGCACCGCCACCUCCACACAAUCCGACUACGGCAGUCUAGCGAGGCGCCGGCGGUCCAGCAUCGAGAUCAGUGGCUCCAUGCGGGGAGGGUUCAAGCCAACUAAUAACUAUGUGAGCUCCAAUGAAUCGGGGUACGACAGUGAUAGGGAGUUGGGGCGAGGUGGUGAGGAAGUGAGGAAUAGGUUGGAACAGGAUGAUGACAGUGGGAUUCUGGCUAACGAGAGUUUCGACAGUGACCCGGACGCUGCAGUUGAUACGUCCACGUGGGCCCCCACGUGUCGAGCUCCCCCUCCCCCUCCUGCCGAGGCCACCGACCUGCGUUGGGAAAGGAAGUGCUACUCGGGACGACUCCUGCCCUCCCUACCCGUCCCUCCCAACACUUUCACCCGUAACAUGUUGAUGAAGAACGCCGGCCAUCGCUACACCACUACCUCACUACUGCGACCUAACAUACCCCUAGUGGCGCUGGACCCAGCCGCCUGGGACGAGCCAGGGCGCAAGUACCGCCUGGUGCGGCUGCUGAAAGUGAGGGCAGACGAGGACCUCGGCAUCUACCUGACCAUGCAGGUGCAUCAGCCGCGUGGCAAGCGCACCUCCCUGGAAACGCGCUACCUGGUCGUCAGGCUCGAGCCCAACGGCAUUGCUCACCGUGACACUCGAAUCCAGAUCGGUGACGAAAUCGUGAAUGUGAACGGCCGACUUCUGAGAGGUCUGAGCACGCUGGAAGCAGUCCAACACAUACUGAGGAACCAUCUUCCCAGAAGUGACUCAGAACCCGGAUUCCAAGUGGAUCUCCUUAUCGCUAGAGACAUCGCACAGGAUUAUCACUUACAAAAACCCAUCUACGAAAACACCAGUGAUCUCACCAAUCACUAUAUCAGUAGUGAUCACAAUAAAUUUUUGAAUGAACACACAAGUGAUCAUACGAAGCAUUUCAUGACUAGUGAACAAAGUAGAUUAGUUAAUGAACACACUAGUGACCAUACUAAUCAGUUUAUAGGUAGUGAACAUAGUAAACUCAUGAAUGGACACACCAGUGAUCACACAAUGGGUGCAGAUCCUAGAAGACUGUCGUUCCCCUGUUCUGAUGUAUAUACCGCAAACCCAUGUCAAGUGGAUUUCGAUCAGGUGGAGAGUGACAGGGUAUCGCUAAAGGAUGAUUUGGACGAUGUGUUUUUGCCACCAAGUGGCAGUGAUAGUAUAGUUAGUAGACAAGACUUCACCUCUGAUAGGCGAAACGCUGUGGCUGUGAUAAAUAGAGUGCUAGCAGCUUCCAUGAACAAGUCAACUACCAAAACUGAAAGGGAGGACAUGGAAGAUAAUAUCAGUCUGAUCUCAACAACACAAACGGUUGUUUUCCAAAAAGGCAUCGGUCACAAGUCACUGGGCUUCAGCAUUGUUGGAGGCACGGACUCACCGCGCGGCCAGAUGGGAAUUUUUGUCAAAACAAUUUUUGCUUCUGGCCAAGCAGCAGAGGAGGGUACUCUAGUGGAAGGUGAUGAGAUUCUAUCUGUGAAUGGUGACAGUCUGACUGGCUUAUCUCAUGCAGAAGCAAUAUCUGUGUUCAAGAAAAUCAGGUCAGGAGAUGUUCAACUUCAGGUUGUUCGAAGAAGAGUGUCAAAUAGGAAUUCAAAGAUCAAGUGAUGAUUGGAUGGCAUGGAUUGUCAUAAGAACAUUACAGAUUGACUCCAAAUAAAAAUACUCGUUAGAGUAAUAAAAGUACAAAUAUUAGAAAAUAGAUUUUAAUUUAUAAUAUUGUAAUAUAGGCUUCGAAUGAUUACAUUAAUUUGACAGCAUUUGAAAACUUCUCAUGAAUCUCAUGCAUUUCAACCUUCACAUUAUCAAUAAUUGAUUCAUUUCAAAAUUCAAAUAAUAUUAAUAGACUGAAAUCAGUCAGUAGAAAGUAUUUAUCUGAUUCAACUAUGGAAUUUAAUUGUGAAAUUCUCAACAAAAAAUUCUUAUUUUUUAACUGUUACAUUUGAAUUGAUCAUUUAAUAAAAAAACUAUUAAUUAUUAUUUUUUAACUGUUAUAUUUGAAUUGAUCAUUUAAUAAAAAUUCUAUUAAUUUUUAUAAUCACCCCAUGACAUAGAGACUUAUGGAGCCAUUUAUUCCUACUAUCUACUAGCCUAUCUUUUAUUAGGUACUACUAUCACCACAUGUAGUGAUGAAUGUGCUAGGUAUGCGCUAAAUAUUCCUAUAUUUAUAUGACUUUCUAAUGGAAACGCUCCCUUCAUGUCAUGCUGUAUGCCUAGAAAACUUGAUAAAUUGCCUGCAAUAUUUAUUGGGAGAAGUGCGCUAUAUUUAAUCGAAAGAUCUCGCUCAUGCUUCAGUCUCUGAAGAGAGCUUGUUCAUUUAUUUUAAAGAAUUUAUUUAUAAUAUUAUGAAAUAAUAAGUUAUCAUCAAUGUGAAAUUACCUUAGAAAAAUACCUUAUUCUCAAAGAAUAUGAUGGUUAUGCUGUACAAAUUGAAUUCUAUUUGUAAAUUUGUUAUCACAUUGAUUUGUUGGUUGUUCAUAAAGAAUUCUGUACAAUUUUCAGUCUUGUCAAUGCUUUGACCAAAAAUCGAACCCUUCUUAUCAUGUAUGAUACGGUACUGUACGUACUUUAUUUACCAAUAGUGAUAUUCUCUUCUUGUAUCAAGAUGUUAAAUAUCUCUAUUAUUGGAAUUGAAACAGUUAUAUGUUAAAUGAUUGUUGACAUUCAGGUUGAAUAUUUCACCUAUUUAUUAAAUUGAAUUGAAAAAUCUAUUUAUAUUCUAUAUUCUAAUACGGAAUAUACAAAAUCUAUGCAUAAUACCGUAGGAAACAAGGAACAGAGAGAGUCAAAAACUUCUAUUUUCUUCCUAAUUUUGAUUGUGCGAAUUGAGGUUUGUAACAACAGACUAUCAUUUAUCAUAGAUUACACUCUUCACAGAAGCUUCUUUUACAUUGUCAAUUUUGAAGGCUAUAAAUGAUUGAAAACACCAAAAAUGUUUAAUUUGUUACUUGAUUGCUUUCCAGUCUCAUAAGAUGAAUUUUGCGCAAAAUUAUAUUUCGAGCAAUGCACUAUGAGCAUCAUCUACAUUUGUAUGUAUGAUCCUUAUUUGAAAUAAAUCUUGAUUGGGCUUUGCACACUUGUGAAAUAUUACAUGGAUUUUUCUGCCUA